AUGGGAAACAUAUGCGAAAAAAAUACCAAACCUAGUUUUAUAAAUGAAAAUCGAUCUUCAUUGUUUGUAUAAAAAAAUCCAGAUUUAACAUAAUAAAAUCCAUAAAUACGUUUAAUAGUAAGUACCUGCUAAUAAGAAAGUUAGUAAGAAAGCUAAUAAUAAUCAGAUAAUUUUUAAAAGUAAAGUUUACGAAAAUCUAAUAGUUCAAAUGGUAGUGAUAGAAAAAGAAAACAAGUAACAAUUUAAGAUUUUGUAAUCGAAAAGCCUUUAGGCAAAGGCGGGUUUGGAGUAGUAUAUUUAGUUACAAAAAAGAGUUCUUAACAUAAAUACGCAAUGAAAACAAUAAAAAAAAUAGAUAUGGUUAAUUAGGAUUUAAUAGAAAGUACAAUGUUGGAAAAAAAUAUAUUAAUAAAUUGUAAUAAUCCAUUUAUAGUUUAAUUAAAAUAUUGUAUUUAAACCGAAAAAAAAGUUUAUUUAAUUAUGGAAUAUUUAGAAGGAGGGGAAUUAUAUAAUUUACUAAAAUAUUUAGGAUAGUUUCCGGAAAAAAUAGCCAAGGAUAUUAAACCUGAAAAUGUAUUAUUAUCUAAAUAAGGUCAUGCUAAAAUUAUUGACUUUGGGCUAUGUAAAGAACGUGAUUUGUAGGAUUAAUUGACUUAUACUUUUGCUGGGACUGCUGAAUAUUUAGCUCCAGAAAUAGUAUUAGGUAAAGGUCAUAAUAAAAAUGUCGAUUUUUGGUGUUUAGGCAUAUUUUUAUUUGAAUUAAUUGCUGGUUAUCCACCCUUUUAAGAUUUAAAUAGAAAUUUUGAUAAAAUUACGUAAUUAAUUAUUGAAAAUAAACCUGUUUUUCCUGAUUAUUUUUCUCCUUAUUUAAAAGAAUUGAUACAAAGCUUUCUUUAAACAAAUCCAUUUCAAAGAUUAGGUGCUUAAUCUUUUGAUGAUAUUAAAAGUCAUAGAUUUUUUUAUGAUAUUAAUUGGGAUAAUCUUUACUAAUUAAACGUUAAUUCUCCUCUUCUUUCAUACACUAAUAUUGAAAAAAUAGCUAAAGUCAAUAGACCUAGACCUAUUUAUGAAACUCCGGUUAAUUCAAAUAUUAAAUUGCCUUAAAUUUAAGGUAUGAGCUAUGAUAUUGAGGAUGUUUAAGAAAAUGAUUUGGAAACUGAAUUCGUUGAAUCUUUAAUUAAAAAAGAUAAAUGA
This is a messenger RNA of Ichthyophthirius multifiliis, 1194 nucleotides long. Its product is annotated as ribosomal protein s6 polypeptide 6, putative. The record is from RefSeq and is a predicted model, not a curated record. The transcript is spliced from 2 exons. Gene Ontology annotation, molecular function: ATP binding; protein serine/threonine kinase activity. Lineage: Eukaryota; Ciliophora; Oligohymenophorea; Hymenostomatida. Gene Ontology annotation, biological process: protein phosphorylation.